CUAUUCUUGCAUUUACCCAUUGCGUUAUACAGCACUUCUGGUCACAACUCAAAUAUUCUGAACCCACCUUUAUUCAGUAGAAGCUAUUGUCUACUUGUUGCUAUUUAUAUAAACUUAAAUUUUGUUUUUUCGAUUGUCAUUGUUUGUUACUGCAUGGAUAUGAAAAAACUUGAAAAAGCUGAAAAACUUUACUCAGAAAACAUCUUUUAGACAGCAGUCAAUAUAUAUAGAGGUAUCUAUAUAUAUUGAUGGAUUAGGGAAGAAUGCCAAACAUUGCCACUCCUAAAUUAGUGACAAUUAAGAAAUCAUACCAUUAUCAUUCAUCAUGUUACAAGCAGUAUAUGGUAAUAUAGUAUGUACUAACACACAUAUGUACCUGAACACAGUUGAUAUUACUAAUGUCAGUAUAUUGUAUUAUAUAAAGAUACAGCAAUAAACCUUACUUAGGAAUGAUAAGGAAUGGUAACACUGUGGUGGCUCCAAUUAGUGAACAUACAUACAGUAUGUAACUGGAGCUAUGGAGAGUCUACACAUCAAAGGCCCUUCACUGGUUUCUGUAUAUUACAUACUUUGUGGCUUCUAUGAUGAUAUAAAAGUAGUUAACAGUAGGAGCUGAAUUCAUUGCAAGAGACAAACAACUAAAAUCAGUUUAUAAUGGUAUCAGUAGUCCUAUUGACAAGAACUAUACUAGUUAUACUGAGUACAUGUUAUACAAAUGGACUAGAACUAGCUGACUUGUACCCAUAUGGUACACAACAUGGGGACACCAUGAUGACUGGAUCUAGUCUCUCUUCUACAUCAUUACUGGCUCCAAUUGAUAAUUUAGUUAGACUUAGUGAAGCUGGACUUAUGGCAACAAGAUAUUCAGUUAUACGCUUUGGGUACCUAGAAAUUGUAAAUAAUGGAAAUGAUAAAGUGUUUUUGAAUUUGCUCUACCGGUCUUCAAGUGAUACUUCCAAUACUAAGAUAUAUGGUAGGACUACUGCUUAUCCAGGGUUGAUACAGAGAGCUACGGAUCAGAUUAAUGAAGCAUUUCCUAAUACUUUCUGCAGUACAUCUCCUCCUACACAAUUAAUAAUAGUAACUUGGAUAGACUUUGCAAAAGCUGGCUCAAACCUAGGCAGUAACUUCCAAGCAAUAAUUGCAACUAAUGGAAGCAAUACAUUUGGUAUUGCACUUUAUGUCAAUGUGAGCAUUACAUCAGCUACUACUGGAAUAAGUUCGAACGUCAAUAGUCAUGUUGUACCAGCUGAUCCUUCUUUCUUUCCAUUUGGUGCUACUGUCACCAAUGCCCCUGCUAUGAUGCUUAAUAGCAACAUACCAGGGACAUAUAUAUUUUCACUGAAUCAUAUACCACCACCAGAUCCUUGCACUGAACCUAGCCCACCUGACUGCUCUGCUGUAUGUAAAGCUAAACUUCUCAAAAUGACAUGUGAGGCUUUGAGGAUUAAUCAUGAAAAUCUACCAGCUCCUUGUCAUAACUGAACAUAUUCCAUGGUCCAUUGUGUUUUAUUAUAUUCUUUUUAUGAUUAGAUUAUUUUAAGUAGUGAAUUAGUCAAUUUUAACAGUA
Molecule: messenger RNA, 1570 nt
Organism: Amphimedon queenslandica
Lineage: Eukaryota; Metazoa; Porifera; Demospongiae; Haplosclerida; Niphatidae
Exons: 6
Coding region: 655-1485 (276 amino acids)
Biological process (GO): cell-matrix adhesion
Source: RefSeq, a predicted model, not a curated record